CGUCCCGGCCCUGCCGCCCGCCCUUCGUAGGGAGCCUCUUGCAGGGUGUCCUCCAUUGCUUUGUGCACAGGGCCUGGAACGUGUAAACCCUAAGCGUGGGCUGCUGCUCUGAAGGGAUUGAGAAACUUCUAUCCCCGAAGAUGCUCGGGGCAAGUUUGAGUGGCAUGUGACGCAGCAGAGUGGUGACACCGCGCGAAAGCAGCUGGGAGCCGGAGCCUGGGCUGUGCCGAGCCUGGAGCCCUUGUGUCGCUUGCACUCUGCAGAUGGCGUGACUGAGAGCAGCACCUUGUGCUCCCUUGGGCUGCAGUCCACGCCCUAGCAGUAUGGCCUGGGGGAGGGAGGAGGAAAACCCCAUUCUGAAACUCCUGCUCGUUUGUCCUUCAGAGAGUAGACUUUCUUUGCUCAGAAUUCAUGUGGGGCUGCACUGCUGGAGUUAGGCUUGUGUGGGUACGAGUAGUCAUGCAGCAAAGUUAGGACCGAAAUUCCUGUGUCCUGACAAGUGUGGCAUUUGCUCACGUUGUGUCAUGGGGACUCGGGAAGUGUGGGCACUACUCUGUGCUUUGCUGGUUGUUCUCCAGAAAGCUCCUUUGGGGGUCCUGUGAGUAAGGGGAGGCAAUUUGAGGGAGAAGAAUGUGUGACAGAUUUCUUAAAAGUGUGAAUAAUUCUGUAGUAAAAGCAGGUGGGCAGCCAGCCUUUUAACAGCAGCAGAGAGAUGCUCAUCUGAGCUGUCUUCACUUACCUGGUUCGAGAGUUCUCCAGGCUUACCUGGGAGGGUCUUGUUUGGAAGGAGAGAAACCAAGUUUAGGGAAGUUUCUCACGUUUAGGGAAGUCUCUGAGUGAGAAACAAGGCUUGUGCCAGCAAAGCUGCAGGUAGCUCUGUGCUGCCUUGUGAUGCAAACAUGCCUUUGUCUCCAGGUCAGAUUCCUCUUAAGCCUGAACUCUGUCAUUAUUAGGCAUGCUUUUCUGGUGUAGCUUUAUCAGGAAGGCUCCGAGCCGAGCCACUGCUGCUCUUUGUUCUGUGAACAGCUAGCCUAGGUCAGUGGUUCUUGACUUUUUUUUUAUGGUUGAGCCACAGCUGCCCACCUUCUCUUCCCUCUUGUUUGUGUCAUUCUUCCUGCCCCAGCUCCCCCCAGCAUGGUUACUGCUAUCUGGGCACCUUGCUGGUUGGUUCCUGGUCACGCAGGUCAGGGCCGGGAACAGAAUCUGAGCUUGUGGCUUUCCACCAUUGUCCUGUUCUUGAGACAUCAGUACUUCUAAAACUAGUAAAGAUACAUUUGUGAGCAGCAUUAAGGUAUGGGAGUGUGGCUAGUUCUCUGAAUUCAUAUGUAAUUCCAAAGGCAGAGAGGGACCUUUCUGGGCUUCACCUUGAGCCCCACAGAUCACACCUGAGCAGAGCCUCUGGGGUUAACCCAGUACCUGCUCUGUAACUCAUUUCCUUUGACUUCACACAGGCAGUUGUCCUCUCCAUAGCUUAAUUUUGUGGUGGUGCACUGGGAAUAAUCCCUCCCUAUUUUAGUACAGUUCUGUGAAUAUGAAUAUAUAGAAUGGCUUUAGAUGUUUGAAUACUAAAACAGUAAGUGCCAUAAUUACUUUACAAAAGUUGGGACUUCUGGGUACUUAAAAUAUCAAAAGUAAGUUUUCUUUUAAAGGUAUUCAGAUCUCUUUUUAUCUGCCAUUCCUGAUUGUGGUCUGGAAAAUGAGGUUUGUUUUGCUUCCAAAUUGUUAACACAUGUACCUAUAAUGAGUUUCUGUUGGUAGCUUGGAUCAAUAAAUAUCCUGUUUAAUAGCUAAUCCUAUUCAUAAACAGAGUUAAAAAAGACUUAAUUCCUCUUUGUGAAUCCUGGCCUAUUUGUCUGUCAUUAAUGUAAAGCCAGUUAUGUCUUGGUAAUGAAUAGCUUGUGUAUUUUUAACACACAGCCCUUAAUCACGUUGUUUCCUUUAUGAGGAGAGCUGUGAAUGGAUUGAGUCCCAUAGUUCACAUUUGUAGUUCACCCUGGCAGCUGGUCUAUAAAUAACCCUGCAGUGGCAGAGUAGGGGUUUAGAUAUUUGCAUUGCAUGUACUGUCUUGGGUUUAUUUCCUGUGUUUUAAUGAUGGAUGACAGAUGCAGUUCAAUUCUUUAUGGUGCCUGGAGCAUGUCUGGUUUUGUCUUUUAGAAGGAUAAAGGUGAUGUUGGUCCCCACUGUUUGUGCAGAUCAGGCUACUACUAUUAAAGUGAAGAAUAUUUUUCCCUGGUUUAUUUUGUGUAUUUGACAGCAGGCUUUUGGGUAGUAGGCCUCAACAUUUGCUUUGCAAUAUCCAUUGGUUUUCCAUGGGGCCUGUUUUUGUGGAUGAGUUACUAGCAGAAAGAAGGAAAAGAAAUAGCUGAAUGGUUAUGGAGCUACAGGUCUUGGGAAUAUAGGGAGCAGGUGUCAGUUUCCAAACUUGUGAUUAAAAAGGAAAGUAAUACUCGAUUGCUAGGCAACAGCACUCUUUAAAAUUACCUUCACCCUAGGAUGCAGGCAGGGUAGGAAUGGUUUUUAGGAUAUGCGCCACUGAUAAGACCUUGGUCAGAGCUGUUGCAGUGGCCCCUUGAGUGCUCAGACACAGACCUUUUCAGUGCUCCCAUGGCCAUGUUAGUAGUGCAGAUUCAUGCAGACCAUUCUUGUGAAGCACGUUGGUGUUUGUGCUGUAAUGAAAGAGAUCCUUUUCUUGUCCAAAUCUCCUUGUGUUUCUUUGGAGAUACUGUCACCACAUAAGCCUGGGUUGGCAGUGAAAGGAAAAGUCCCAGUCUUGUGUUUUGCCCCCAGCAUUCACGUGGCUGCAGGUUGAGUUGGAUCAGGGAACUGAUCUAGCUGAAAACUGUCUGAUUUACAUAAGUGCUAAAGCCAGCAUAAGGGAGGUGCUGGAAAUGUGUGAUGGGGGGACGCAGAUCUUCCUUUCUUCGUACUAUGUGCCCUGAUGUUCAUUCAAAGUGAGUACGUAAUCCUGCUCUCCUUAUCUGGAAGAUGCCCUUGCUUUAUAUCAGUUCCCUGAGGUGAUCUACUCAUGUGUUCGCACACAUUUGACGAAAAUACUGUAUGUGGCCCAAUUCUGUUAGCUGGGAUGAAGUUUUCCAGAAUUUCUCCAUUCAAAAACAACUAAAAAUUGCAGUAAAUAUAAGUUAGCUCUUUAAUAUCAAGAAAAAAUAGUGAAGGUGAUAGCUUUAGCACUUCAAAAUGGUGCAGUGGAUAAAUAACUUCCAGAGGUUUAUAACUGGUGAAGAGUUCUUUGUUGUGCAGUAUUGGAAUUUGAUGUCAGUCUGUUGCAUUUAAUGUGGUAAGACUGAAGGGCCCUUGAGAAAACUGUUUACCGCAGCAGGUUAUUGUGUACUCAGACUUAUUCAAUGAAGUAGAAAUUGGGUCAUUUUAGUGAAUAUUUGAUUAACAAAUUCUUCACCCCUUUCUGAGUCUUACUCUGAGCUUUUGUCUGAGGUCUGUGCUAACUUUUAACAGAUAUAUGGAGAGGGGCCAAGUGUCUCUGUGAUGCUGAUUUAAAAAAAUUAGUCUAACUAUGAGAUAGAGCCACUGCAGCAGGGUAGGAACUGGGAGAUUUCUCUGCACAGUUCUUUAUCACUGCUUUGGUGCAGCUAUGAGUGGUCAAUGUUAUAUCAAUCUUUGUGUUAGGCCUCUCAUUUGAGGAUAAUGUCCAUUUAAAUACUGCUUUUGCCUAGCAUGAACAACUUGGGAAUUAAUCCUGCUUGAGCAGGAGAUUGGACUGGGUGACCUCCAAAAGUCUCUUCCAAGAUAAAUCCUUGGUCUGGGAUGUAUUAGUGACUAAGUACUAAGCAGUGGUAGUGUUUUGCCUGUCCCAGGGUGUUGUGGGCUGCACUCCUGUAUCACUUGGGCAAUACUGACAGGGCAAUACUCCCAGGCAAGACUACUGGGAAUUCUUGCAAAUUUUCCUGUGCUUGAAGGUUAAGGUGUUACUCUUCCCAUACACCCCUGAGCACUGAAACCUGGGGAGAGCCACCUUCAGAAGCAUACUCGAGUCACAUGCAUUCCCCGUGCCUGUGCUAAGUGCAGCCUUUUUAAGGCCUACUGGUGUGAGGCAACAUGUGCACUGGGAAGGAGAAAAGUGCCAGGAGCGCUGGGGCCGAUGGCUGUCAUCAAUUUAUAGAGGCUCUUUAAUUUUGGCACCACCUCGGAGUGUUCGUGUGGCAGCACCGAGUGUGACAGAGUGAAGGGCCUCUGUGCCCUUUGGAGUUUAGUUAUUUAGUAAUUAGCCACUUCACAGCGGGGAAAACUAAGGGCAGGGGAGAUCAAGGUCACAGCCACAAGAGGGAACAAGUUGGGACUGGGUCUGGUUGAGGAGCACCUGGAGACAGACCCAAACUAUUGGCUGUUCGGUUCUAGAAAGGAAACUGGCAUGUUAUGAUAGCUGAAGUUAUGACUCAUUCUUUGUGAACCCACUUGCACCUUUGAAUGCUGUACUCCAUGCCACAGAUGCAUUUUUCUCUUCCCUCCACCCUGAACCUUCCUGCUAAUUGGAAGCAUCCCCCCUGUUUACUAAGUUCCUAACAGGAUGCUUCAUACCAAAUAAUCAAUCAUGUGAAGUUUCUUAGCCUGUGACACAUCCUAACGUGCCGAGAAAUAAUUCUUAGCUAAGAAAGGGGUACUGAGUCAUCUGGAAAAAUAAACAGUCCUUAGACAUUUAAUGCUCUUGAUGCUUCUGCUGGUAGUUUUGUAACUUCAAACCUUCACUGCUGCCAUAGGGUACAAAAAACCAGUGACUCCACCCAGGAGCGAGGAGGGAGUUCAGAGUUUAAGCAGCACUUUAGGACAUUUUAGAUGUGCCUUUAGCAUAUCUGGCUAUGCUGGUCCUGAUGUUGCUGUCCCUUUGACAGUGUGUGCCUGUGUGUGCCUUGCCAUGAGCCAGCAGACCUCUCCUAUUGGUCUUAUAUAGUGGUGAGGAUGAGCAGACCCAUCCUCUCCAGCCACUAAGGCCACCUUGCCUGCCAGGAAAAUAGAGACAGGUGGCAGUAGCAGCUGGACUCCCCAAGAAGCAUCCAUCAAGGACACCAGAGAGGCUGACUUGCUGCUGCUUGUUUGGGUUUUGUAUGGGGAUCCAAAUACUCAGUGUGAUUCUUGAGGAAGUAGGAGCAGUAUUACCUUCUGGAUUUGAAUUUCAUAUGGGGAGACAGUACACCCAAGAGCAGAACAAGACAAAGGCAGACUGUGGGCUUAAGCAAGUCAACACAGUUGAAUUUGCUCAGAAAUCCAAGCAGCAGCAAGGCCCAGGUAUUGGACUUUGGUUGGCAGAAGAGCUCUAAAUGCCCCAGGGCCUUGCUGUCAUUAGGAUCAUGCAGCUAGGUAAGGAACUGUGGCAUAAACACAGCCUUCUUGGAAUCUCAUUUCAGAGAGGGGACAGUGUGGGAAAGCUCUGAACUCAUUUGGUGAUCUACCCCACAGAAAAGUGACUUUGUUUAGUAAAUAAAUCUAAGCUUUGGCUGUUGCUGUUCUCUUCCAAACCUGCCUGCAUGACAAGCGAGAUGGUUUGCCACACAUUGUGCGCUUUACUCAGGAAAUGCUGCUCAAAGCUGCUGUGGUGUACAUCUCUCAUACUUCUCAUCUUGCUCUCAGGUAACACUUGCUCUGUAGAAAAGCUGCCAAGUAAGCAAAUGAACUGGAGGAAAAAACAAUGAAAGAGGGAGUGAAGAUUUAGGCUGGUCUUGGUUGUAAUAAGAAGAGCUGUGGCAUCGUCUGUCACAAGGCUCUGGUUUGUUACCAGAAUCCACAUGGCUCUCUUGAAUAGACGGUUGGUUUUAUCCUUAACCCAUCUAAGCAGUGCGGUGCUCCAGCGACAGUUCAGUACCACUGGAGCAUGCCGAGCAAUACAGAAACUCACCCGCGUGCGAGUGGUGGACAACAGCGCCUUGGGGAACACGUCCUACCACCGGCCACCAAAAUGUAUCCACGUGUAUAACAAGACCGGAGUUGGCAAAGUAGGAGAUACAAUCCUUCUGGCUAUCAAAGGAGAAAAGAAGAAAGCUUUAAUUGUAGGGCACAAGAUGCCUGGCCCCACCAUGACGCCUAGAUUUGAUUCCAACAAUGUGGUACUCAUAGAAGAUAACGGAAAUCCAAUCGGGACUAGGAUAAAAACACCAAUACCCUAUAUCCUGCGACGGAAAGAAGGCGAGUUCUCCAAAGUAUUGGCCAUUGCCCGCAACUUUGUGUGAAAGCUAAGGGAGUUCUUUAGCAAUCCUGUUAUAUCCUUUCAUACAGUAGAUGUUACUUGAUGUUACAAACUGAUGAAACGUGAAAAAGUUGAGGUUCAUCAAGAGUCUCUCCUUCUAUUUAAGAAUUACAAGCAACUAGUUUAAAUGUUAAAAUAGUUUCUUUUUCUCCAAAAGAAGGUUGAUUUAUUUCACAAAACAUCUGCAGUUUGUUUGGGAAAUGGUCCUUCACCCUUACUGUUCCUGUGGUGUUAAUUUGUCUGUCAUCAUUAAAAUGAGAACAUGAAAAUC
Corapipo altera (White-ruffed manakin) is the source of this 6482-nucleotide messenger RNA. RefSeq names its product mitochondrial ribosomal protein L14 (gene MRPL14). Gene Ontology annotation, molecular function: structural constituent of ribosome. The transcript is spliced from 3 exons. Gene Ontology annotation, cellular component: mitochondrion; ribosome. Lineage: Eukaryota; Metazoa; Chordata; Aves; Passeriformes; Pipridae. The coding region runs from base 5754 to 6194 and encodes 146 amino acids. Gene Ontology annotation, biological process: translation. The record is from RefSeq and is a predicted model, not a curated record.